Messenger RNA from Argiope bruennichi, 6459 nucleotides. Its product is annotated as thyroid adenoma-associated protein homolog. Bases 72 to 5231 code for a protein of 1719 amino acids. Gene Ontology annotation, biological process: tRNA methylation. The transcript is spliced from 32 exons. The record is from RefSeq and is a predicted model, not a curated record. Gene Ontology annotation, cellular component: cytosol. NCBI's taxonomy places the organism in Eukaryota, Metazoa, Arthropoda, Arachnida, Araneae, Araneidae.
AAUGUUUAUUGUUUACACUAUUAACUGUAGACCGGGUGCACAGUGGAAUCAAAAGCACUUAGUUAAACAAUAUGAAUUCUCAAGCAAAUGAUGUUUUUGAUCAGCUGUUUCACAUAACCAAAAAGCUGUCAGCUGAAAAAACACCUUCUGCUACUCAUAAAAUUUUAAAAGAAUUAUAUCAGAUUAUACAACAGUGUGGUACAAAAUAUGAAAAUGUCAGUACAUUACCACCUUCUGCUCAAACUACUUUUCUUUCACUUUGUGAUCUUUUAACAUCAAUCAUUGCCAAUCCAGAUUUCCCUGCAGAUUCCAUUCUUUUAAGCAGCACCUGCAUUGCUGUUUUAAUUGGAGAACUCUUUUCACCUGAUUUUGCUUCAAAAUUUUUAAUUUUUUUAUAUCAUUCAGUUGGAAAAAAGACACAAGGUGCAGUUCAGGAUAGUUUUACCGAAAAUGAAGCUCAAAUGAAUGCAGUAAACAUUUCGUUUUUUGCUGAGCAAAUCAAAGAAUUUCCAUCUGAUUCCUCUGAAGAAAAAAAUGAUUUAGUUAGUAUGAUGCAAAAAUUCGUCCAGGAUGAAGUUCACCUUGACAAAGGAAAAAUUCCCACAUUUCAUCAAAUUGCCGUUUUACAUGGAAUAUUAUCAUGCCAAAGGACAAAUCUUUUCCCUUUCAGAUCACGAUUUUUCAAUCAUAAGCCCUUUUUGAUUGCAAUAUUUAAUUCCAUCUAUCUAUCUUGUCUAACACCAUGUAGUUAUCAGUAUCAUGCAUUCAGCACACUUGUCAACUGGUUGAAAACAUGUCAAAAAUUUUUCCAUAAGCUCUUCAGUGAUGAUGAUCAUAGAUUAGAUGUAUAUUUCUCAUCUGACACUCAGAUUGUGAAAAAAACUUUAUAUCUUCUAGAAUCGAACUGGGAAAGUCCCAUAAAAGGAAUCAGUGCUUUUGUGAAAGAGGCUUAUAAACUCCUUAUAGUUUUAUCUAAAACUGAAUGUGAUUUAAAAGACUGUGAUUUUGAUUUAGCAUGCUAUUUGCUAAAUCAAACAUGUAAACUUAGCUGGAAAAUCAAAGGAAAAUAUUUGGUUCUAUCUAUACUGUUACAGUUUGUUGAUUAUGCAAAGUUUUUAAGGAAGUAUCCCGAUGUCCCGAAAGAAAUUAUAUCAAAUCUGAAGGCAAAUUAUGCUGCAUCUGCUAUUAGCGAAGUGUAUAAAUCUAUUGUUGAGUCUAUGAAGAAAAAUAAUAAGUCUUUGGAAUCUUUACAUAGAGAAUGGUGCUUUUAUUGGAAAACACCUAUUGUUGCAUCUCUUGUCUGUGAUGAUAAGUUAAUUAUCCAGGGUGUUACUAAUCUUAUAUUACCGUGGACUUUCAAUACCAUACCUAAUUCCUAUGAUCUACUUUUGGAUGUAUUUGAAUCAGAGGAUUAUAUUGCUCCAACAUUAAUGCUAAUGCGCAUUGCCAAAGAAUCUGGAAUAUGUGAAUCAAAAGAUAAGGAGUUGAAUCUUAUUCGGAAAUAUUUGCAUCAUCAGGAUGUUCAACUUAGAAAUGAAAUUCUAUCUUUUUUAUGCAGUUCCUCAAAAAAAUCAGAGGCACUGUCAGAAGCUGAAUUGAUACUUUUAAAAGAUUUCAUUAUCUCAAAUCUAAAUAUUGAUUCCACUCCAUUCCAACAGUUGCUUUUAUCACAGUUAAGAGUGCUGCUUGUUAGAAUUCGUGACAGCUUAGUCCAUGAGUAUCGCUCAAAAGUCAAGGAUGCACAUUUGAUUCCAGAACAUCGUCUGAAAGUCAGAAAUGUGCGAUUGGAACUUAAUCAAAUCGAGCUUGAAUUUGUUGAUUGGUUAGUAGAAACUGCUGUUUUGAACACUUUCCCUGGAGCAUGUUUUCAACGCCGUCGAAUUUCACUUAGCAUAUUAAAUAUUAUUUUUGAUGUACUAAUUGUAUCACCUCAGGGCAAUAAGCGAAAGGAAAAACCAUCUAAAUUUGUGAAACAAGUCAUUCAAACAGCUCAAAUGAAGGGGUUAUGGAAGUUUCUUAUGGAUGAUACUCUCCUGAAUAUUUUUCCAUGUGUCACUGAUUAUACAGAUGAGGUUCGAGCUUUAGCUUAUAAUCUAUUGGAAAAUUUUUCUACGUGGCCUGGUAUAUAUAAAGAUCUUCCUUGUGAGACUUUAAUCAAGUUUGGAUUCGACUUUUGCUGCAAUCCUGAUUCAAGAAGCAAUGAAGCCGGAGCUUACAUUAUUUGUUUGGUCUUUAAAAAGUUUUAUAUUAGAACUCAUGAAUUUGCUAAUUCAAAUGGAGCUUUCAUAAUACCUUUCAUGUCUCAUAUUCUGCAUACAGCAGGAUAUGAAGAUAGCAAUUUCGAAAGAGACGUUACAAGGGCUAAAACUACCCAUGGUUUGUUAUUGGCUCUUCAAUACUGUUUGAGUUACUCAAAAGAAGCCUUGAAGAGUUAUUCUUAUAAAAAGCCAACUAAAGUUGUUCUUUUUGUAAAUACAGUUAUUGAUUUCUGUGAAAUUGUUAUUAGAGAAGUGAUGAAGGUUCUGAGAGGAAAUAAUGAUAGCAAUCAUUGUCCGUCUUUUUCAGACAUUGGGGAGGCUCUGGAAAAAGUGGUUGUAAAUCAGGAUUCGCAAAUCGAAAAAAUAAUUGAUAUAAGAAAAGAAGUAGAGGUUCUUUUAAGUUGUUGCUGGCAAAAAAUCAAGAAUUCCUGUUUUGUUAUGUAUGAAUUAGCUUCUUGCAUUUGUGAACUGGAUUUGGAAUUACACACCAAGAAAGACUAUCUAUGCAAUAUUGCUGAUCAGAUAUCAAAUGUUUUGAUCACUUGUAGGCAUAGAGGUAUUGUUGAUGCAUGCAGCAUAGCCCUUAAUAAAUUCUGUGUGAUGCUGCUACAAAAAAAUGAAGCUCUACAUGAAGAAAUAUGCAAGGCUAUAUUGAAUUCAGCUUUUGAUUCUCUGACUGAUUCUAGAGCUACUUCUGUAACCAGAAGAGCAGCUGGGUUGCCAUCAUUGGUUCAAGCUGUUGUUUCCAGUGAAAAUAAUAACUUACAGAGAAAGUUGCUGUCCUUUACAAUUGAAAAACUUCAAGUGUAUUUUAACCGACCACCUAUACCCAUUCAAUCGAUAAGUGACAAGAUUGAUAUACCUCAAGCCCAUGCAUACCAUCUUUUAAAGAUUCUAGUGAUGGAAGCUAGCUUAUCUCAGGCAAUUUUAUCUCAUCUGGAUAGUAUCAUACCAAUCUGCAUCACUGGGUUUACUUCCCCUGUAUGGCCUAUUCUAAAUGGUGCUUUGCAGUUAUUUGGUGUGUUAUUGCCUCGCAUAUGUGGUCAGAAAAAAGUCAAAGAUGAAGACUCAGAACAUAAUCAAAUUUCUGCAUCUGAAUUGUUUGCACGAUGUCCUAACCUGAAAGUGUUCUUACUUGAUAAAUUGAAAGUUUGUGUUAAGUUCCAUCACGUAAAGAGAGUUUGCCCUAUACUGAUCCCUAUUUUAUCAAUUUUAGUGAAAUUAUCUCCUCCUCAGGAAAAUGAAGAUUUUGUAACAGAAUUGAACACGUUAUUGAUGGAUCUUAUUGAUACUCCUAUUUGGAAAGUUCGUGAUUUAGUAUCUUCGGUUCUUUCUGUCUUCAUCACAGUUGAUGACGCUUGGCAGAAGGUAGAAGAAUUAAACCAAGAAAUGCAUUCCCAUGGUAUUAACUGUAACAAAAUUCAUGGAAUAAUGCUCCUAAUACAAAAAGUUUCAAAGCGCGAUAAAUUAUCUUCUGCGAAUUACAAUAUUGUGAAAUUUUUAAUGAAAUUGUAUGAAAUUCUUCAGAAAAGAAACUGCCAACUAUUGCUUGGAAUUCUUUUGGAUACUAUCUUAGUAACAACAAGAAACUGUGAAAUUUCGACAUUGAAGGGAAUUUAUAAAUCAUUACGUAACUUGGAAAACAAAAGUAGCUCUAUGCUUGGAUCUUAUUAUUAUGAAAGCAGGGCUAUAAUAUUCAGACUAAGAUUUGCUGAAAGAUCUGAGAUUCCGUCUAUCAUUAAAGAACAGGCACAAAAGGAUACAUCUAUUGUGAAUGAAUGUCUUCAAUUUCUUACUGAAAUGCUCAAUUCUGAACGUUCUAAAUCAGAGUUUCAUUCUGAAAAAAAUCUGAAAUUUUGGAAAGAAAUUUGUAUUGCAUUACUGAGUUUCAUUGAAUCAGAAAGGCAUCCAAGCGUAAUUCUGGAUUCCUUGAAAUUUUAUAUUGAUUUGUGCUGUGAUUGGAAAAUUGGAGCCUAUAUCAUCGAUCCUAUACUUUGUAAAGCUCUUGAAGACAGGCUUCAUCAUCAUUUGGAUAUGAAAACAGGCUUAUCAACUUCUGCAUAUUCUUUGACUUUGUUAUCACUAUGUUUAAAGAGCAGUCUUCGGCGAGUAAAAGAUAUUUAUUAUCUUGAAAAAUGGAUCAUGUUGUUCAGUUCUUAUUCUCAACCACGCAGUUCAGAUGUUUUGAGAAUGCAAGCUGCAUGUUCAAUUGCUUGUGUUGGUCCAGUUCUUGUUGAACAUUUGACUAAAAAAAUUAACAAGGGAUGUGAGAAAUCUGUUUACCUCUACCUUAAUUUAUGUGAAAAUAGUAUAGUGCUAUUGCAAGAUGAAGAUGAAGAAAUAAGAAAUAAAACUUGUGAAUUUCCAUCUUUUAUCCAUCAUAAAUAUGAGGUUAACUCUCUGCAGUAUAAUAUUGGGCUUCAAGUUAUACUUCAACACAUGUUUCACUUGCUGCAUGAUAAUGACUAUUUUGUGUUUUAUUUAUGGAAUAGACUUCAGAAUUUUCCAUCUACCUCUAAAAUUCUGAUGAGUAUAAACUACUCUGUUACCAACAUUGCGCAUUAUUCACUGUUUGAGCAAGAAGUAGUUAAUGUAUAUGCUGAACCAGUUAAUCUUCUUUUGGAAUACCGAAGUCUUUUAAUGGCGACUUUAGAGGAACAGCAUUCAAAAAACCCUUCUUUCUGGACACAUACUCUCGAAAUGUUUACGAUUGAUUUGCUCCAGGAAAUUAGUGAUCUCCUUCUUGUUGUCAAAGACAGCAGGACAAUAAGUCUUUGUGGAUUGGUCUUCCCUCCACAUGGUUUACUAGCUAUGAAAAAGCUGCAGUGCCAAGUUCAAAUCUUAGUUCCUCUAAGGACACGCCCGAGUGUACAUGUUCUAGUGCAAGAACAUUUAGAGGAGAUUGCCUGUAAAUGGAAAGAAUUGGAGAAGUUACUGAGAUGUACAGUUUCUUGGUUUUUUUUAAAACUGUAAAUUUCUAAAAAAUUUUAUAAUUGGAAACAUUUUUAAUUUAUAUGUAAAUAAAAUUAUUGUUUGUGUUGAGAUUUUUGUUUUACAGUUGCAUAGGUGCUAAUAUAUAUGCAUAUAGUUUAUAUGUAUGAGGCAUAACAUUUGUUUACUUUUUAUGGCUCCCAUAAUAAAUCGUCAGAAAACUCAUAUCUCCUCCAACUGCAUUUGGCAAUCUUGGCGUAAUCUGAAAAUUGCCAAGUAAACUUGGGAGCUAUAAAAAUAAAUAAAUGCAGCAUGGUUCACCAGCUUUGAAAAAGCUGCAGUGUUAAGUUCAAAUCUUAGUUCCUCUAAGGAUACACUUGAGCAUAGAUGUUCAUUUGCAAGAACAGUUAGGGAGAAUUACCUGUAAAUGGAAAGAAAUGGAGAAAUUAUUAAAAUGUACAGUUUUUUUAUUUUUUUAUAUAAACUGUAAAUUUCUGAAGAUUUUUAUAAUUGGAGACGUUUUUAAUUUAUAUGUAAAUAAAAUUUUUAUUUCUGUUGAGAUUUCUGUCUUACAAUUGCACAUGUGAUACAUGCAUAUAUUUUAUAUCUGUGAGACAGCAUUUGUUUACUUUUUAUAGCUCCAAUAAUAAAUCGUCAGAAAACUCGUAUCUCCUCCAACUGCAUUUGGCAUAAUCUGAAAAUCGCCAAGUAAACUUGGAGGGCUAUAAAAAUAAACAAAUGCAGCAAAUAAAUCUAGGAAUACACCCACUUGGCAUUUUAUGUAUAAUGGAACUUGGUGUAAUCUGAAUAUCACCAGUUAAUCGAGGAGCAUAAAAAUUGGCAAUUUCCAAUUAAAUGUUUGUUUCUGUUGAAGUCUGUUUAAAAUGUUCCUAACUAAGCUAUGGUAAUUAUGUUCUUUCAGUACAAUAACACUUGUGUUAAUAUACAUGUGUAUAUAAUCUAUAUCUGUAAAAUAUAAAAUGCAUGAAUUUUUUGUCACAAGAAUUCCUUUGAAAUGAUGAACAGUAGAUUCCCAAAUUCUGGUGUACCUUUGUAGGUUGAGACUGAAUGUAUAAUUGUCCACUGCCAUCUGUAAUGCUAAUUGUAGUUAAAAUAACCCCAUCCCUUCUAUCUGUGACCAUUAGCGGAUGUGCAAAUCCCAAUUUCUGUGUUGGCAUAUAGUAACUAAGUCAUUCUUUUAUGUUUAAAUUGGCUGAUUUAUCCAUGUAUGAAUAAACCCUAAGAAUGAAUAAAUAACAAAAGUCUGUGA